CAGCUUUUUUUGCCGACGUGCUCCCGUGCUCCGGGUCCUUCUCCGUACCGCCGUGGGGAGCUCACUCCUCCUCCCUCUCCCAUCCCAAACUUCACUCCUCUCUCAACAUGGGAGGCAACAUCACCUAGAGCGGCAGCCCGGGCGGGGACGCGGCGGGAUCACUGUUGGCACCCCUGACCCCCGCCCCGCCAUGGGCGGCCCUGGCCGGUUCCGCCGCCGGGCCCCGCGCCGCCCGCACUAGCGGAGCGGCCACGGCAGCAUCCCCCGCUAUCAUGCUGGCGGCCGCCGGCAGGAAGGCUCUGGGACCUGAUCCCCGGGCGCCGGGGGUGGCGGAGGGGAGCGCGGCGCGGGAGCUCUCCCCGCGGAAGAGGCCGCCGGCCGCCGCCGAGGAGGAGCGCUGCGCCAGCCGCCCGCCGCCCGAGGGAGCGGGAGCCGCCGCGGGCGCCGAGCCGCGGCCGCUGGAGCGAGCGGCGGCCGGGGGCUGGUGCCGGAGCUGCCAGGCGCAGCUGGCCGAGCUGAGGAGGCAGGCGGCCCGGCUGGCUGCCGGCGGCUGCCCGCCCAACGCCCCGCCGGACCCACGAUUAUCAGCUUUAAUUUUUGACAAGCUUCAAGUGCCUGACUAUUUACAGAAGAACAGGAAUGAAGGAGAGAGCAGAUGCGAGACUUGUGCCACUCACUUGAAUCAGCUGAAGCAGGAAGCCAUUCAGAUGAUGCACACCCUCAGCCAGAGCAGCUACCCAGAGAUGCCCGACCUCCCACCUGGCGCCGCCGCAGUGACCAGCAUGGUACCCAGGGUGGUCACUGUCUCCUCCCAGAGGGACCUGCCUCUCAUUGCUGGGCAGGUGGGCAGGCAGCCUGGAAAGUCACCCAACCUCUUCUCUGCGGCAGAGAGGAAGAAAGGACUGGGGUGGUCUCAAGGCGUGGGCAGUUUUCCCAACUCCAGCGUCCAAGUGACGGUGGCUCCCAGCGGGCUCAGUGGUGCCCUGAGCUCUGUCACCAUCCAAGCUCAGCAGUACCUCGAGGGCAUGUGGAGUAUCUCCAGGGUGAACAGCUUCCUGCCUCAGGCUUGUCUAGCAGAAGCAGCAGCAGAAGGCGGCCGGGAUGUUCCCAGUGCUCAGAGCAGCCCCGAGCCCGCAGCCGCCCCGAGCGCGGUGGCUCCCGCCGGGGUCGCGGCCGGCGCCUCGGCCGCAGCAUCCUUCUUCAUAAGAGCAGCACAGAAGCUUAACCUGUCUUCGAAGAGAAAGAAAUACCAUCCACCCCUGCCACACACACACGACUUCUCUAUUUAUGCUACUAACUUUAGUGGCAUCCUGCAGCUCUGUCCUCCCCCAGCACCACCAUGCCUUCUGAGAGCUGUGUCCAAAAUCAAGGACAACCCUGGCAUUGGAAAGGUGAAAGUGAUGGUAAGGAUUUGUUCCUCUCAAGGAGCACACGAAACGUCUGAAUCCAUGUCCUUCCUAAAGGUAGACCCACGAAAAAAGCAAAUCACAUUUUAUGAUCCAGCAGCGACUGGGCCUUCCAAUGCAGGUCACAGAAGAGGUGUUGUUGCUGUCCCAAAGAUGUUUGCCUUUGAUGCAGUUUUCCCCCAGGAUGCCUCACAGGCUGAGGUAUGCUCUGGAACAGUAGCAGAAGUAAUCCAGUCUGUUGUGAAUGGUGCAGAUGGUUGCAUAUUUUGCUUUGGUCACGUCAAGCUUGGAAAAUCUUUUACCAUGAUUGGGAAAGAUAACUCCACACAAAGCCUUGGUAUCAUCCCCUGUGCAAUUUCUUGGCUCUUCAAAUUGAUCAAUGAACGUAAAGAAAAAACUGGAACUCGUUUCUCUAUUAGAGUAUCUGCUGUAGAGAUCAGUGGCAAAGAUGAAAACCUUAAGGAUUUGUUAGCUGAAGUAGCCACUGGCAGCCUUCAGGAUGGCCAGUCUCCUGGGGUUUAUCUGAGAGAAGAUCCAAUAUGUGGAACCCAGCUUCAAAACCAAAGUGAGCUAAGGGCCCCGACAGCAGAGAAAGCUGCCUUUUUCCUUGAUGCUGCAAUUGCUGCCAGAAGCACCAGCAAGCCUGAAUGUGAGGAGGAAGAUAGGAGGAAUUCACACAUGCUCUUUACUCUUCACAUAUACCAGUAUCGCAUGGAGAAGAGUGGCAAAGGAGGAAUGUCUGGAGGACGCAGUCGUUUGCAUCUCAUUGAUCUAGGGAGCUGUGAAAAAGUGCUGAGCAAGAGUCGAGAUGCAGGAGGCUCUCUGUGUCUGUCUCUCUCGGCCCUGGGCAACGUAAUUUUGGCCUUAAUUAAUGGUGCUAAACAUGUGCCAUAUAAGGACAACAAGUUGACAAUGUUGUUGAGGGAAUCACUUGGGAACAUCAACUGCAGGACUACUAUGAUUGCACACAUUUCUGACUCCCCAGCCAAUUAUGCAGAGACUCUCACCACUGUUCAGCUCGCAUCGCGAAUCCACCGUAUGAGAAAGAAGAAAUCCAAGUAUGCAUCCAGCUCGUCUGGAGGAGAGAGUUCGUGUGAAGAAGGACACGUCCGGAGACCGCCCCAUCUGCGACCAUUCCACCCACGAACUGUUGCCCUUGACCCUGACCUUCCUGUCCUGAGUAUAUCCAGUGAUCCUGAUUAUUCCUCCAGCAGUGAACAGUCUUGUGAUACUGUCAUCUAUGUUGGGCCCAACGGUGCAGCUUUGUCUGACAGGGAAUUGACAGAUAAUGAAGGUCCGCCAGAGUUUGUUCCCAUUAUCCCGUCCCUGAACAAGAAGAGAAAUAAAGACAAUUCUGCUAUUGGUAGGAGUUCUGACAAGGACCAUUUCAAAUGCAACACUUUUGCUGAACUGCAGGAGAGGUUAGAGUGCAUUGAUGGAAGUGAGGAGCCCAUGAAAUUUGCUUGUGGAGAAAUCUCUGUUGGGUCCAACUGUAGUCCUGUUCCUGGAAGUACAGAAAAUGCACAGUCUAAAUUGAUAAAGGAAAAAGUAUCCUCUCCUUCUGGAGGAUUUAAGAAACUGAUUUCACAAGAAACUGCAUCUCCCAAAAAGGGACAUAACCUUCCUUUCCAGGCUGUUGCACCAAGGGGUGGCAAUGGCAACUGUCAAGAAAAUAGCACACCUCACUUGAAAGCAGAGCUUUCCAAGCUGCAGAGCAGAGCUGACAACAAAAUAAUAGACUCUGUCCUGGAGGGGGAGAGAGAGACAAUCACUGAUUCCUUGCAGACUUCAAGGUGUAGCCCUUUGAGGAAUCCAGAGCAGCAUAAGGCCACAGCUGAAUGUGUCACUAAGGAAAAGUCCUUGUACAUGAAGAGACCCUUGCCAAGCCCAGCGCCUCCCCCUCCACAGCAGAGAGAACAACACUCCCCAAGCUCCAAAGCUGAGAGUCUGGAGCUGGACAAUAGCAAUGCAAUUCGGACUCCUCCUGUGGGAAUGAGCAAACAGAUGGGAAACAAGCCCGAGCAAAACCCUUUAGGAAGCACAUUCCUUGUUGGUAGCAACAGCCAGAGUCAGUCAGGUGCGAUAGAGGUACACAGCUUCAGGUCAGCAUUCAGAGGGAAAUGUUUCGAUCGGGAUAUCCUGACCACCACAGUGACUUUGCAGCAGCCUGUUGAGCUGAAUGGAGAGGAUGAGCUUGUUUUCACAGUGGUGGAAGAGCUCUCUAUUAGUGGAAUUAUGGAUAAUGGGAGACCUUCCAGUAUCAUUAGCUUUAACAGUGACUGCUCUCUUCAGGCCCUUGCAUCGGGUUCGAGGCCGGUCAGUAUUAUCAGCAGCAUAAAUGAUGAGUUUGAUGCUUAUACCUCACAGGAGACUUCUACUGGUGUAAAUAUUGAUAUUGUUGUGCCCUUUGCUAAGGAUCCCUUUACCAGCAGCAGACGUUCUUCCAUCAGUUCAUGGCUUAGUGAAGUCAGCAUUUGUACAAUUGAAAGCGAUGGGGCCCAGUCCAGUGACAGUUUUGUCGCACAGUCAUCUUACAGCUGUAGUAAGUCCGAGGAACCCUUCAACUUGGACUCAUCCCAUUUAUGUAUCCCCCUGAAAAGUGCUCUGAAUGACAGUGGAUUUUGCUUCUCUGAGCUGGAGAGUGAGAGCCUGAGUUCCAGCAAGUUUUCCUCAGGCAUCAGCAAAAGCCCUCAAACCUCUGAAACUACCAAAGCAUCUCAGAUAAAAAGUGCUUUUUGUGUCACUGAUCAGCCAGUAAAAAUUAAAUUUACUAAUUCUCGUGAUGCGCCUGUGAUAGAAACAAUACAUUCUAGUCUUCCUAGGAAAACAAAAACUACCUCUUCUCCAAUCCACAAUAAUACUGUCCUCAGCUAUAAAGAGCUGCAGAAUCCACAUGGUGUAUUUGAAGAUCCUUGGCUGUUACGCACCGAUUAUCACUUGGAAGCAAAACCUGCAGAGUCUCUGCUGUCUCCAAAACCUCACACGUUUGGUACUGAGAAGCAGCCAGAAAAAGCUGCCCAGUGUUUUGGCACAGCAUCCAGGCCGACAAAGUCACAGACGAUGCUCGCCUGUUCGCAGAGGGUUGUGGAUGGUUGUGAAAUGGCCGGCAAAUCCUCCAGUGGAGCUGCAAAGAAGUCAGAAGCUGUGAUGAAGAUGCCACAGCUGAAGAGAGGAGCCACCACACUGGGAGUGACACCAGUGUCACACACUAACAGCACUUUGCCGGAGUCUGGGACCCGAGGGAAUCUGGAUCCUCCCUUCUCCACUGGCAGCUUAAAAUCGUCCCUGGGAAGGAAGAGUGCACCACAGAAAUCAACCAUGUUGCCCAGACCAGGUGGGCCAACACCUCCAACGCCUCCUGUACGUAAAUCGAGCCUGGAGCAGAAACCUGUUGGUCUGGGUAACGGUGGGGGGAAAGUCUCUGGCCUGGAUUUUGCCAGAGCUGCCACGCCAAAGGCUGAAGAUGAAGCAGAUUUGCGGUUGAAAGCUGGCUCUUACUUUAGUGAAAGUGCCAGCUGCAAAAUGAACUUGAAGGGUGACCACUCUUUGCCCAAGAUGACAUCGAGCUUAAAGGUGAAGGCGUCAAAGAGUGAAACCGUGCACCGAUACGGGAGCCACAUGUCUCUGGAGAGGUGUGACAGCCUGACAUCUGUUGGAUCCAAAGCAAGCACGGUGAGGGACAGCGGGAGCACCGGCAACAGCCGGGCAGGGCGCUCUGUCCCCAGGCUGGGGGUCCCUCCUGUUGCUUCCAGUAUGGGUUUACCACUGCCCUUCACCCCCCCUGCACCUGGUAAAAACAGUCAGGCAAAACCCACCGCUAACCAGAAGGUGCAAGCCAGUGGGAGUAAAACCCGGGGCCUCUCUGCCAGUGGGUCCAAGUCUCUCAGCUCCUCUGUGAAGUCGCUGGCCCAGCCUGCAGGGAAGGGCUCUGGCAUGGCCCCUGGUGGGAAGGCAGCGCCCCGUUCCGUGCAGCCCGUCAGCGGCAAGCCCGGCCGCGGGACCAUCAUGGGCACCAAGCAGGCCAUGAGGGCGGCCAACAGCCGCGUGAACGAGCUGGUGUCGGGCGGCUCCGGCAAGGCGGGGCACUUCCGCGGCUCCACCGACUCCGACAGCGGCAACGACAGCGGCAUCAACCUCAGUGACGAGAAGUCGCAAAUGCCGGUGCUGCCGUCUCCCUACAGCAAGAUCACGGCCCCGCGGCGGCCGCAGCGCUACAGCAGCGGGCACGGCAGCGACAACAGCAGCGUCCUGAGCGGGGAGCUGCCGCCAGCCAUGGGCAGGACGGCUCUGUUCUACCACAGCGGGGGCAGCAGCGGCUACGAGAGCAUGAUCCGGGACAGCGAGGCCACCGGCAGCGCCUCGUCGGCGCACGACUCCAUGAGCGAGAGCGGGAUGUCGUCACCCGGGCGGAUGAGGAGCCUGAAAUCCCCCAAGAAACGCUCAACAGGUCUCCAGCGUCGCAGACUGAUUCCUGCACCAUUGCCAGAUGCUGCCUCCUUAGGAAGAAAACCCAGUGUCACUGGCCAGUGGGUUGAUCUACCACCUUUGCCAGGCACUUUGAAAGAGCCAUUUGAAAUUAAAGUUUAUGAGAUUGAUGAUGUGGAACGGUUACAGCGACACAGACAAGAGGAAACUGAGGGUCUGAUGUAUUUCCAUACCAAGCUGAAGAUACUGGAGAGGCGCCAGCAGCGAAUCAGAGAAAUAAAGGCAAAGCAUGAAAUUUUGAAGGAAGAGCUGGAAGAGACAAAGUGCAGGUUGAUGAUGGAUCCAAAUAAAUGGAAGGAAGAUUUCGAAGUGGAUCCUGAUCUUGAUAAGGAGUCACAGGAGUACCUGGAGGCACUGGAACAAGUGACAGAAGAACUGGAGCAGUGUGUUAAUCUGUGCAAGUCACACAUCAUGAUAGUGACGUGUUUCGAUAUCGGGAUCACCGACGCGCAGGACGGAGCGAGGGAAGUGGAGGUUUGAGGAGAGGCGUUUCAGGGGACUGAGGGAAGUGGAGCUGGGUCGUCCGACAUGAAGAAGUAAAGGGAUAAAGUAGCUGGGAAGUGAAGGAGGAAAGGUGAAGACUAAAAAGCAACGAUGAAUGUUGUAAGAGAAAGAAACAGCUGAGGAAUGGGAAUGUUCAUGAAUCAUUUGGUGCCUCAACGUGACCUGAGCUGUACAAAGAUAAAAGUAGGAUCAAGUAUUGCUUCUGCCAGAGGGAGGUGAAGAAAUUUAGUACAAACCCUGAUGUUAACUAACAAACAAACAAACACGAAAUGGAAGUGCCUUUAAAGUUCAUUUGAUUUUCAUUUUUGUAUUUGGUGCUAAAAUUAAAGCCAGCAAACCUAAGCAGACCACAAAAUGUAUUCCUACGAAAUAUUUUAUACUGUAUAGUGUAUUUAUGACUAUAUGUAAAAAACAAACAACAUUGUAGCAAAAGCAAUAAGUAAAUUAUGUUUUCAUACCUGAACUUGCCUUCUUGUUUCAUAGAAAAGCUGUUUUAUGUAGCAGAAUUAAAAUUGUAUUAUAAUUGUUUUCUUGGUUAGGGUUCAAGAUAUUUUUAUGAACAUUUAUCUAUUGAAAAGGAGUAUUAUGGCAUUUUGAGAUGAUUGUUUUACCUUCAGGUUUUGUAUUAUUACUUUUUCAGAUCGAAAUAAAUGUUUGUUUUCCAUUUUAUAUAUACAUAUAUAGAUAUAUAUUAACUGCUUACCUACUUCCUUGGUUACUAACCUCACUUUUCACAGACCUGGUCUUUUUUGGAGUCGUAAACUUAAUGUGAGGAAGUCUACAAAGGGCACUGUGGUUUGUUUUGGUUUUCUUUUUUCCUCUCUGACUGCAGGAAUUGAGAAUUAUGUUUAUUACCAAAACCAUAAAACAAGCAAAAAAAAAAGGAGCAAAAAGUUUUUGUAAAUGUUAAGUUAGGUCCAUAUUUUUAUAGUUUUGACUAUAAAUAUAGCAUUUGCAUUUUGAACUUUUAAGACAAAUAGUAUAUCUUUUUACAGUUUUUCUAAGGAAGGCAAACCCUCAGGAUCAAGUUUAUACAUGCUGCAUGAGAUUUGUGCUUUUUUGAAGGAGGCCACUUAAGUGUGGAAACUAUUGAUAAAUUGUUGCCAAACAAAUACUUUUGAAAAGGUUUAAUAGUGUAUGUAAUGCCACAUUUCAUAAUGAAUCAUAUUUUCUAAUCAUCUUCCUUUUUAUGGUUUUUUCAAAUCCUUUGUAUAAAUAUGUAUUAUAACAGCUUGCUUCAGUUUUUAUCUGUGAAUAAAAGAUACAUCUAUUGUUACAA
Messenger RNA from Prinia subflava (tawny-flanked prinia), 7674 nucleotides. It is a transcript of the gene KIF26A, whose product is annotated as kinesin family member 26A. The record is from RefSeq and is a predicted model, not a curated record. Bases 273 to 6371 code for a protein of 2032 amino acids. Gene Ontology annotation, molecular function: microtubule binding; microtubule motor activity; ATP binding. Gene Ontology annotation, biological process: microtubule-based movement. NCBI's taxonomy places the organism in Eukaryota, Metazoa, Chordata, Aves, Passeriformes, Cisticolidae. The transcript has 15 exons.